Microthlaspi erraticum is the source of this 4242-nucleotide messenger RNA. Lineage: Eukaryota; Viridiplantae; Streptophyta; Magnoliopsida; Brassicales; Brassicaceae. The record is from the annotation of a GenBank genome assembly.
AUGACGACUGAAAAUCCUCUCUCAGGUGAGUGUUCGGUUGAUGGAAACUCUUAUGAAAGAGGUAAUGAAGAUGAAUGUUCAAGUAAUGGUAGUCAAGAUGAUGUGAAGCCGAAGGUGGAUCGGCAAUAUACGUUAGAGCGUAAGUCCAAGAGCAUGCCAAGUGACAUUCAAAGGGACAUAGAGAUUUUGGGAGAAAGAUCGAAAGAGAACGGUGUUGAGAGCGUGCAGUUCCUGUCUGACCGUGAAGAUGACGGUGCUGAAACGGACGAUGCUCCGAUUUGGGAACCGCCGGAGCCAGAGAACUCAGAAGACGAAGUAGAAGAAAGUGUUGCGGAUAUCGACGAUGAUGAUGAAGAAUGCGGUGAUGGGUCUAAGUGGGCUAAAUCAAGUUUCUCAGGGGAGUUGAAAGAUGAAGGCAGUCAAAAGAGGAAGUCUUAUGAAGAGAACAGAAGAGCGAUGCUUGAAGGAGCAGAUUCGAAGUUUAAGUUCAUUGUGAGUCAGCUUGUUAAGUCAGGUGGCUUGUCUUCAAUGGAAGAAGGUGAGAAUUGGGUGGAGAUUGUUUACCGGUUAUGUUGGGAGGCUGCUUCACUGCUGAAACCGGUUAUUAACGGCAAACCGAUUGAUCCAACUGAGUACAUCAAAGUGAAAUGCAUAGCAACUGGUUCUUGCAAUGAAAGUGAAGUUUUUAAAGGACUGGUUUUCAAAAAACAUGCUGCUCUUAAACACAUGGCUACUAAGUACGAUCAUCCGAAGAUAAUGUUAAUUGAAGGAGUAUUGGGACAGCCAUUAAGUGGAUUAUCUUCUUUCCAAUCAAUGGAUCAGGACUUAAAGUAUGUGGCGCCUGUUGUUGCUGUCAUAGAAGCUCUUAAGCCUGACGUGAUGCUGGUGGAAAAAUCUGUGGCACGUGAGAUCCAACUGUCUAUUCUUGACAAAAAGGUCACGCUGGUGCUUGACAUGAAGCACCACCGUCUACAGAGAGUUUCUCGCUGCAUUGGCUCGCCGAUUGUUCCAUUGGACGCUCUCUCUAGUCAGAAGUUAAAGCACUGUGAAUCUUUUCGAAUUGAGAAAAUCGUUGAGGAGCAUAAUGCUGUUGGCGAUGCCGAGAAGAAGCCUACUAAAACGCUCAUGUUCAUAGAAGGUUGCCCUACACGCCUUGGCUGCACGAUAUUACUGAAAGGAAGCCACAGUGAGAAGCUGAAAAAGGUCAAAGAAGUAGUGCAGUAUUCGUAUAUUCUUGCGUAUCGUCUGAUCUUGGAGGCUUCUUUCCUAGCUGAUCGGCAAACAAUGUUCUCAACCAUUCUUACAAAGGAACCAAUCUCCUUUGCUGCGGAAACAGAGAAGCUUCCACUAUCUCCUUCUCCUUCUCCUGGAGAAUCUGCCUCUGAAGCAGUUGAGCUUCCUCUGUCUAACGGAUUCGAUGAACAGUCUGAUGGCGAAGCAGAUGGUGAGAAAGCUGAGAGCUGGGACUCGGAUGGAGAUCAUCAUGUCUUCUCUCACGAGCCAUAUAAUCCAGUUAUUUUCACCGGCUUCUCGUCUUUAUCUGCCAAGCUAAGUAAAUACCUAGGCUUUGUUCAGAAUCCGGAAUCAGUUCCGGUUUCUGUGGAUACAAUCAGCAAUCUUGCUUCCAUAAGUGAAGAUACUGCAGAAAAGGAUGAAGAAAACCAACAGUCUUUGUUACUUGACCCUGAGCUCCCGGUAAGCACUUCGAAUUCAGAUGAUGGAGACAGGUCUCAAAUGGAGAAUGAUGUUGAGACGACCACUUUGGAUAAUGAUGCUGAUGGUAUAUUGGUCUUGCUGUCCAAGAGGAAUGCCGCCAAAGGGAUAAUGUGUGACCAAAGUCAUUUUUCGCACAUAAAGUUUUACAAGCACUUUGAUGUUCCCUUGGAAAGCUUCCUGAGAGAUAUGUUUUAUCAGAGAAGCCGAUGCAAAACGUGUGAGGAGUUUCCCGAAGCACAUUUUUACUAUUAUAAUCAUCGCAACAAGCAACUAACGAUCCAAAUCAAGACACUUCCUCUAACGAAGUGUUUGCCUGGCGGGGAAAAAGGAAAAAUAUGGAUGUGGAGUCGUUGUGGGAAGUGUAAGAAGAAGACUGGGAACCGGAGAUCCACAAAACGAGUGCUGAUAUCGACCGCUGCUCGUACCUUGUCGUUUGGGAAAUUCCUGGAGCUCAGCUUUACUCAGCAGACUUUUCUGAAUAGGUUGUGUAGCUGUGGUCACUCUUUCGAUAGAGACUUCCUUCACUUCUUUGGAUUAGGCUCUAUGGUUGCUAUGCUCAGUUACUCCCCAGUAUCAUCUUACACAGUGUCUUUGCCGCGCAUGAAGCUAGAGUCUAGCAUUUUGAUAAAAGUGGGUUGGCUUGAGAAAGAAUUUCAAAAAGUGUUCACAAAAGGGAUCUCCUUGUUCGAGGACGCUGCUAGUUUCUUGAAGAGACUAAGAUCACAGUUCACAAAUUCAGAUCUCAGCUAUCAGCAUGCACUCAAACUGCUCUCUAACAUCGAUGCGUUGCUGAAGCAGGAGCGGACCGUAUUUGAGGAAACCAUCAGUGUUUCUUUUGACAAGGCCAAAACCAUCGAUGACGUGUCGCACAAACUGCUCCGGUUAAACCGAAUGAGGUGGGAGCUUCUGCUUCAAGCUCUCAUCUGGAACUACCGGUUGCAGUCGCUGGUUUUAUCUGACCGUUUGCUACCAAGUGGCGAGAAGAAGAGAAAUGAAGAAGGUGCCAAGACCGCUUCCGAGGCCGGCAUGACCAGAUAUGAAAACAAUGGAGACGUGGAAGGCAAGGAAAUACCAAUCUUUGGUGGAGACAAUGAUCACGUGGAAGAAAUGCAAACUAUGUCCACCAACAAUCAUUUUGACACUCAUUUGGCUGUUAAUAUCCAUUCAACCAAUGAACAAGAAGCGGACAAAUCAGUUCCAGUCACCGGAGGAGAUUCACUGAAUGGCAACGAGGUUGCUGCCUCUAAUGUGUCACAGAUUUUAGGGUGGGAAGAAUGGUUUUGGCGUCCGUUUGAAGAGAUACGCUUGAAGCCCAUCGUCGAGGUUGAGAAAGAAUACUUGUUGAAAUUCGAGUACGUCAACAACUUCACCCAAGAAAACCUACAGACGGUGAACCAGAUCAUCGCCGAGGAAGGUUCUCGUCUGCGCAUCUCUCUGAGGGACGACGAUUUCAUCUUGUCAGACUACGAAGACGAGCUCUCGAGCCUCAUUGCCUGCGCGCUCGCGCAUCUGAGCAGUGAAGAAAGCAACAGACUGCCUCUUUCGAGGUGCAUACAUGGAUCUCUUGAAGGGUUCUUGGAAAAAGAUCAAGAUUCAAAGCAAACUGUGGAGGCUCCACGUUUCGCUAGUGAGAGCACAAAUCGUUUGGAGACGUUACCUCCUCCAGAGGUUCUUGUUACUUUUGGUUCGCUCAAAUCAGUUGGCAAACCAAAAUACUCUAUCGUCUGCCUAUAUCCAGACGAUUUCCGUGACCUCAGGAAGCGUUGUUGCUCCUCGGAGCUUGAUUACAUAGCUUCGUUGAGCCGAUGUAAGCCGUGGGAUGCUAAAGGUGGGAAGAGCAAAUCCGUGUUUGCUAAGACUCUGGACGAUAGGUUCAUCGUGAAAGAGAUCAAGAAGACGGAGUACGAGUCGUUCGUCAAGUUUGCUCCAGAGUAUUUCAAAUACAUGAAGGAGUCGUAUGAAGGCAACCAAACUUGUCUCUCCAAAGUCCUUGGGAUCUAUCAGGUAACCGUAAGGCAGCCAAAGAGCGGGAAAGAGAUACGGCACGACCUGAUGGUGAUGGAGAAUCUCAGUUUCGGAAGAAAAGUGACUCGCCAGUAUGAUCUCAAAGGCGCUCUACAUGCUCGGUUUAUCGCUAAUGGCGCGGAAGAUGUUCUGUUGGAUCAGAACUUUGUCAACGACAUGAACCAAUCCCCGCUUUACGUCAGCAAAACAUCGAAACAGAAUCUCCAAAGAGCGGUUUAUAACGACACCAGCUUCCUCACCAGCAUAAACGUGAUGGACUACUCGUUGCUGGUUGGAGUAGAUGAUGAGAAGCAUGAGCUGGUUUGUGGGAUCAUCGACUACUUGAGACAAUACACAUGGGACAAGCAAUUAGAGACGUGGGUGAAAGCGUCUUUGGUGGUUCCGAAGAAUGUACAGCCGACAGUGAUCAGUCCCAUUGAUUACAAGACGAGGUUCAGGAAAUUCAUGAAGACACAUUUCUUGUGCGUACCUGACCAAUGGUGCAACAACCAAGGAGACUGA